Sordaria macrospora k-hell is the source of this 1320-nucleotide messenger RNA. RefSeq lists its product as uncharacterized. NCBI's taxonomy places the organism in Eukaryota, Fungi, Ascomycota, Sordariomycetes, Sordariales, Sordariaceae. The record is from RefSeq and is a predicted model, not a curated record.
AUGCCUAUCUUUGAGAGGCAGAACUUCCGAUUCGGCCGGUCAGAGAGCGACAAAGACUGUCCCACGGUAUCUGUAGGGCCGGAAAUCAUCAUUACUGACUGGUUGCUAGUCAGUGUGUCGGCCGUGUUCCUCGGCCUCCGCAUUUACAGCAAGCUUCUGCGAAAAACAUGUCUGUGGUGGGACGACCAUGUUCUCCUUGUCGCUUGGCUUUGCCUCAUCCUAGAUGCCAUCGUCAACACCAUCAACAUCCGUCUUGGCUUCGGAAAACAUGUCUGUAACAUACAGAAGGACAACCUCCAGCAUAUCUACACUCUCACGCGCCUCUCUACCACGGUAAUGAUGCUGGGCGCCGUCUGGAGCAAGACUUCCUUUGGCCUGACCGUUCUACGCCUUACAAGGAACAGACCAAAGGUCAGGACACUGGUGCAGAUCAUCAUUGCAACCAUGAACUCAUUCAUAAUCUUCAACGUGAUAGCGGUAUGGGUACAAUGCGGAGUCGGGGCGCAUGGGAAAGUAGACGACGAAACAUACUGCUUGAGCAAGAGAUUCACGACUUCUUCUAUGAUGUUCGCUGGAAUAUACUCGGGUCUAAUGGACGUUGUGCUUGCGAUACUGCCCUGGUGUCUGAUAUGGGACUUGCACAUGCAACGGAAGGAGAAGAUUGGAAUCGGUAUUGCCAUGAGCAUGGGUCUCUUACUCGUUAUCUGGGGCGCCGCUGAAGUAGCCGCGACAAUCGGCGCGGCCUCCAUCCCACAAAUCCGCGUGUUAGCCCGCGAAGUCGUCAUCAUCGCGCAUCGGAGACGCGAAGGAACCAAUGGGCAGCAACAGCAGCGGCAACAGCAGCAUCAUAUGACCCAACUGAAGAACACCAAAACAAGCAAUACGACGCAGCUGAAGGAUGCCAAAACAAGCCAUGAUGACUCUGGUUCUGCAUCCGGGCCCGGUGCUGGUCCAGAUCUGGUUAAUGCCCCGGCAGCGGCAGUGAAACUCCAGCCCCGGCCAUCAAUGAUAUUGACAACCAUCCAAGUGACGUCCUCCGCUUACGGAUCCACAUCGACGGCCGCCACGGCUGAUAAAAACCGAUCAUCAUCAAACUCCAGCAUUAGCAGCUAUACGGGGUUACUUGGUGGGGUUCUUGGAGGAGUCGAACGGACGCUGAGCAGGAGCAAAAGCAAGAACCACGAGCGGCGGGACAGAUAUCCACAUCUUGCCGCCAAUAAUACUCCUCAGGGAAGGAUUUUGCAGACACAGGAGGUUAGUAUUCAGGUGCGUGAUCGGGAUAUGGACUUGAGUAAAACGGAUAUCGAACAGGCGGUUUAG